Messenger RNA from Patella vulgata (common limpet), 4823 nucleotides. RefSeq names its product HEAT repeat-containing protein 4. The transcript is spliced from 14 exons. Gene Ontology annotation, biological process: peptidyl-hypusine biosynthetic process. The record is from RefSeq and is a predicted model, not a curated record. The coding region runs from base 140 to 3988 and encodes 1282 amino acids. NCBI's taxonomy places the organism in Eukaryota, Metazoa, Mollusca, Gastropoda, Patellidae. Gene Ontology annotation, molecular function: deoxyhypusine monooxygenase activity.
AGGUAAAAUAAGAUGGUCAAGAAAAAAUGAAAAAAGUCAUCAACCAGAAAAAAAAAAUCACUGCUGAUAACUGUUAACUUUUGAAUACUACUUACCGGUACUAGAAUUUAGUCUGGUAGAAAAAUCAGAUCGAGUCAAAAUGGCUGAGAGUGUUAAGGCCCCACUUCAUUUUCCGUGUGCAGCACGAGUAAAAAUGCCACAAAUAGGCUCAGAAGAUUCUGAUUUUAUGAUCUCCAGAUCCAAAAUAGAUCAGAGUUCAAGUUUGAGUAUACAGAGAGCUAUUAGUUUUGAUAUCUCUGAGAAAAACCACUACCCACUUGAAAAAACAUACAUCAACCAAAUAAGUGGAGAUUUGGCUUUUUCGGAAGAUGUUGUUCGCGAUCGUUGUUUUCACAUGUUACCAUAUGAUGAUAAAUAUUUCUGGGAAGCAAUAGACGCCAGUCAACUUAUUCCAAUUCCACCCAAAAGAAAUUUAAUCGUUGGACGUCACAAUGCCAGUGGUACUGAUAGGAGACACAUGCCUUGUAUUCCUGGUAAGCAAAAGACGCUGAAACCAUUGAAGAAAAAAGUCAUGCAUAAAGCAUUAAAGAUGCACGAAGACGCUGUCUUGAGGGGAAAGAUUGAAAGAGAAACUUCAAGCUUAAGUUCUGAAGGAGGGGAGGUAGGAACUGAAGAAUCAGAAGAACAAGCAUUUUUUAUGACUGAAAUUGAUGGCCAAAAACCGUUAACAAAGAAAAAGGCAGAAACAAAACCCAAAACUGACACCAACGUGAAAAACGAAACUGAGAGUGCUCAAGCAGUUGAAUUGGAAUCGUCUAAAGAAAAGAAACAUGAUUGGGGAGCGUAUUUAAUGUCUGUAAUCAGUCCGAUGACAGCCAAUUGGAUCGUCCAUCAAAAAAUGACCUGCAAGGAAGGGCGUGAAGAUUUGAGUAAAUUAUUAGAAGAGUGGUAUGGUAAACCAGAACACACUGAUUUAAUCCGUGAUGACGGCAGCGAAACAGAAUUUCAAGUUAAAAAUAAACAAAGUAAAAAACAACCUAAAAAGAAGUGGAAGAAAGAAGAAGCUGUUUUAUUGGAGAAAGUUUUUAAAACCGACCAGGAACGAAAAGCCAGAGAUCCAUAUUCUGAUGAUAAUGAAGCCCCUUUUUAUCGUCAACCGGUUGGUUUUCGUAAACAAAGAAAAAAGAUAAAAAAGGAAGAAAUGGGUGCUAUUAACACCACAGCUCGAGAUAUUCAAGUAAAGAAAUAUGAAAUCCCUCCUCCCCCAACUCUACGAGAUUCGUUCAACCCUAAAGCUGGUGAUACAUUAAUAGAGACAGAUAAUAUGUUUGAAAGAGAAUGGUUGACAGGAACCGAACAGUUAUAUCAAGGUGAAAAUGAGGAAGUGAAGAUUGUAAUGUCCAGUCAGAAUAAAUAUGAAAAACAAUUACAGAAAGAAUAUCCAGGAUCAUCAGAGACAUGGUAUCCUGCUGACACUGAGGAAGGUAAAGUUGGUACUGAUGAUUCUCCAAGAUAUCAGCGUCCAACUAAAGGAGCUAGAAGAUGGAAAGCUUUACCUGAACCACUUGAUGAAGCAACAAAGAAGUUAAAAUGUCUACCAGCAGGCAGUGAACCAGUAGAAGUAGUACCAUCAGAUGCUGUUAUUAAAAAAGUUACAAAACAAAAUCCAGCACUUGCUCAAAUCAUUGAUGAAUGGCGAAAUAAAUGGCAACUAACUGGACAGUUUAUUGAUAGCAGUCCUGAAGAUCUUCUGCAAGAUAUGGCCGAUAUUCAACCUCAUGUUCGGCUUAAAGCCAUAGCAACUAUUGGCAAGGCAGCAGAAUACAAACCACCAAAAGAAGGCAGCUUGCAUCUAGAAUAUCAGGAACAACAGAAUAAUGCCAUCAAUAAUUUACCUGUGUUUUUAUUUGAGGCGUUAGAUUGUUUGUUAGAUGAUAAACAUGAUCAAGUUAAAAAAGCAGCAGCUGUAACAUUGUUCUCUCUUGAUAAACCGACAGAUAAGGCUGAACAAAUUAUACGAGGACUGUUGUUUAGUGAAAGUAUGGCUGACCGAUGGGCAGCCGCACAAUGUCUGGCUCAUUUUGGUGUUUGCGAUUCGGACGUAGCAGGGGAAGUAAUCCGACAGUUAUUGGCAACAGAAGAUUCAAUCAAGCAUGAACAGGCAAUUCAGCUGUUGGCCAAGAUGAGCGCAAGCACGACUCUGAUCCAUUCAUUGGUAGGAGAACAGUUAAAUAGUAGUAGUUGGAGACAUCGUUUUAUAGCCUGUAAAAUAUUUCCAACAUUAGAUGGUACUAUAAAUAAGGAUAUAACAAAUAAACUUUCUUACUUGAUGUGGAAAGAUUGGCACGUUGAAGUACGGAAAGCCGCUGCCCAGACACUUGGUAAAACAGGUCAUGGACGUGAUGUUCAUGAUGAUCUGAAAGAUAAAAUAAUGGGUGAUGAUGAAAGAUUAAAAUUAGAAGCCAUUAGUAGAGUUGGACAUCUUGGUAUAAUGACAACUAAACUAUUACCAGCUAUAUUAGAUUGUUUUGAUAAUGCCUAUGUUUCUGUUAGAAUGGAAGUUUGUAUAACUUGUGGUAAUCUAUUAAUAAAAGAUGAACAAAUUCUAAAUAAACUACUAUAUCUGGCGACCUUUGACACUACAUGGAAAGUCAAAGCCUUAGCUAUUCAAGCUCUAGGUAAAAUAGGUAUAUCUAGUCAGAAGAUAAUAGAUAGUUUAUUGUGGGCAUUACGAUUUGAAGAAGAAGCUGGUGUCCGAGCUGAAGCGUGUCAUUCCUUAACUCUACUGGGUUACAAGGAAGAUGAUUUUAUAGAAAUACUUCAGGAAAGAUUGUUAGUUGAAGGAAGUUCUGUUGUUAGAGAAGAAAUGAGUUCAACAUUAAAACAACUUGGAUACAGUAGUAAUGAAGAUAUUGAUACAGUGGCACAGAUCAAAAAUGAAGUACGGAAACUAUGUGAUCAGAGCAUCAUCGCCACUCAGAUUCUUACAAACGAGAAAAAUGAAGAAAAACAGAAAACCUUGUCAAGAAUGAUUUAUAAAGCUCAAGAAGAAGUAAUUCGAUUUUUCUAUCGAUCUAACAAAUAUCUACGGAUGAACACCAAGUCUGAUUUAGAUCAUAGAAUGGACAGUAAAUGUACUUUACAAGAAAGAAAGGAGAGAGAAAACAUUAGAGAUGAAGUUUUACAAAAAAUUAAAGGACGAAGUCAGAGUAGCAGUGGUUCAUCUGCCAACUCUAAAUCCAGAAAUGAAACAUUGACACCAAACAGGGAGGUAGAGAUCAUUUUGUCACGCCCUGAUGCAGAUUAUCAAUCUCCAAUCAUAAAUGCACCCUCAACCCCAGGUACAAGACCUUCAAGUCAGUCAUCAGAAAAUGAUGAUGAAGAAUCAGAAUCAGAAAGUCAAAGACCUUUGACAUCUGCACUAUCCAAUAGGUCACAUAUGGAUCGAAUACCUGAAGAAAGCGAUGGAGUUGAAUUUAAAACUGAUACAGAUCUAAAAUCUGAUUUUGAUUUAAAUUCUCAAUUUGAUACAAAGUCAGAAACAGACGAUACAAGGUCGUAUUUCACUUCUGAGGAUAAGUCAAGACAACCAACCAGAGAAAAUGAAGUUAGACGAGAUGAUGGUGAUGGUGAAUCACUGUUGAGUGAUGUAGCAAGCAAAGAUGCAGGUGAUGGUGAAUCACUGUUGAGUGAUGUAGCAAGCAAAGAUGCAAAGGGAGAACAACCUGUUGGUAUUAGAAUCGAUUCCACGGAUUACAGAUCUCCAGUUACGCCAUCCUAUGGAGAGAGGAGUAUGGGUAAAUCUUCAGACAGACGCACUCUAAUGAGUAGAGAAACUUUGCGUGAAAGGGAGAGAAUAAAUGCAGAAGCCAGAAAAAGUUUGUUAACAUUGAAUGCGAGAUAUUCGUCUAUGAUUGACAAUUUAAGAGAGAUUGACGAGGGUUUAAGUGCAAACCAACCAAUUAAACCUCAGAAAGAAAAUUUGUAGUCAGAAAAAGUUGUUUCCAAAAAUAUCAUUUAAAUAAAUUUAUUUGAAUUCCGGUUGAUUUGAAACCGUUAUUAAAAUUAACAGACCACAAAAAUCUAGCAUUACUGUGUAAUGACUGGUUAGAAUUUCAAGUUUGCUCGCCAAGUUGUCAAAAAAAUAUCUGCAAAAAUCUAUAAGCUCUGAUAAUUAUUUUAAGAAAUGCAAAAAUGGUCCGAACUUUUAUGUGAUUUGCUUGCAAUUUCCAAAUUAACGCCUUUUGUACUUAAAGUUCAGAUAACCAUAAAAUUCCCAAUAGUGUGGUAAUUGCAUUUAUCAUGCUAUUCACUUCAAUUUAAACAUAGGCCAAUUUUCUUUUUUCCAAUUUAUAUGGCAAGCAUUUCACAUCAACUGAAAAGGGUUGUUUCUUUACAUUUUGACAGGAAAAUUGCAUGUAUACUUAAUUUUAGACUCUGUUUAUGAUUAAAAGGGCCUCAAGUAUAUAGUUUGUAAAAUUUCAUUUGGCUGUAAUCUGUUUUAUCUAGUCCUGUUCUGGAAUUUAAUUCACUCAAUCCCUUUAAAGAUGUCAAUCAAGUAUCUACCAAUCCAACAGGUUUUCCAAGCAAGGAAUAAUAUCACGAUUCACCAGUCUUCUCUCAACUCAAAAUUGAGCCCCCUGUAAGAGAUUUUUUAAAUUUUCCGAACUCUGUCUAUCUACACGUAAUCCUUUAUAGUUAAAUGUUUGUUUUUUAGUUAUUUUAUUUAUAAAUGGCGUAACUGUGAUAAGUAUACCUGCUGAUUAAUUGUUGUGAUAUAUUAUUUUGUGUAUAUAUAUAUUUAAAUAAACGAAAGAAAUAUU